Messenger RNA from Meira miltonrushii, 1744 nucleotides. RefSeq names its product putative dihydrolipoamide acetyltransferase. The transcript has a single exon. Gene Ontology annotation, cellular component: pyruvate dehydrogenase complex. The record is from RefSeq and is a predicted model, not a curated record. Gene Ontology annotation, biological process: pyruvate decarboxylation to acetyl-CoA. Gene Ontology annotation, molecular function: dihydrolipoyllysine-residue acetyltransferase activity. The coding region runs from base 158 to 1654 and encodes 498 amino acids. NCBI's taxonomy places the organism in Eukaryota, Fungi, Basidiomycota, Exobasidiomycetes, Exobasidiales, Brachybasidiaceae.
GAUAAAGGUACAGAUUGAUGUUCUUUCUUCUUUUUGAUCGAUUGUCAAGUAUAACAUUAUCUUCCGAAGUUGCUUCCAUUGUUUAUUGGUAGUGAUACGUUUGCCAUCACGAUCAGCACCUUUAGGCAGUGAUCAAAGUGCUUCAUAAAAAGCAAUAAUGUCUUCUCGAUUCGCUUUGGCUAGAGCUGCUGCUCCUCUACGAAACGGUCUUCGUUCAUCUCAAUUCGGAAGAUUAGGUCAACGUUCUUUCCACGUUUCAUCUUCACAAAAUGCUUUAUCUAAAUUCCUCAUGCCUGCCAUGAGUCCUACAAUGACAGAAGGUGGAAUUGCUACAUGGAAAAAGCAACCCGGGGAUACAUUCUCGGCUGGUGAUGUCUUGUUGGAAAUUGAAACAGACAAGGCUACAAUGGAUGUCGAAGCUCAAGAUGAUGGUAUUAUGGCCAAGAUUGUUGUGGAUGCAGGAGCAAAGAAUGUUCCAGUCAAUUCAUUGAUUGCCGUCCUUGGAGAAGAAGGUGAUGAUAUCUCUGGUGCAGACGCUCUUGCCAAAGAAGCUGAAUCAGAGCCAGCACCUGCCAAAGAAGAAGCGCCUGAAAAGAAGGAAAGUGAACAACCAUCAGAACCAAAAGAAGCUUCAUCUUCCUCUUCCGCACCCCAAACAUCCGCUCCUGAACCAUCCACCUCCAGCUCUUCCUCCUCGUCAGACCGUAUUUUCGCUAGUCCCUUGGCACGCCGAUUGGCUCAAGACAAAGGUAUUCCAUUGGCACAAAUUAAGGGAUCUGGACCUAAUGGACGUAUCGUCAAGGCUGAUAUCGAUAACUACAAACCAAGCCAACAACCAGCAGCCGAAGCACAAUCUGCUCCUGCUCCUUCAGCAGGUGGUGCCAAACAAGAACUCGCAACAAGUGCUCCAAAGGCAGUAGAAUCAUCUGCAUCAUACACAGACACACCCGUUUCCAACAUGCGCAAGGUGAUCGCAUCAAGACUAACAGAGAGCAAACAACAAUUGCCUCACUACUACGUCUCUAUUGAUGUUGAAAUGGACAAGGUCUUGCGUUUACGUCAAUUGUUCAACGAGGCUGCGGAACGUUCAGCAGGUGGAGAUGCUGCCAAAGCAAAGGAGGCCAAAUUGAGUGUAGGAGACUUUAUCACCAAGGCUGCAGCAGUUGCCCUCCAACAGGUGCCUGAUGUGAAUGCUGCUUGGUAUGGUGACUUUAUCCGUCAAUACCACACAGCUGAUAUUUCUAUUGCUGUUGCAACACCAACCGGUCUUAUCACACCAAUCGUCAAGAAUGUUGGUGGAAAUGGAUUGGCAACAAUCAGUGCUACAACAAAAUCCUUGGCAGCCCGUGCUCGUCAAGGUAAAUUGCAACCAAACGAAUACCAAGGUGGAUCUUUCACCAUUUCCAACAUGGGAAUGUUUGGAAUCACACACUUCACUGCAAUUAUCAACCCACCUCAAAGUGCCAUUUUGGCCAUCGGUGGAACAGAGCCAAGAUUGGUGAUCGAUGAGAGUGAUGAGAGAGGAUUCCGUAAAGCAAUGAUCAUGCAAGCCACUAUCAGUGCUGAUCAUCGUAUCGUUGAUGGUGCAACUGCAGCUAAAUGGAUGAAAGCAUUCAAAGAUGCACUCGAAAACCCAAUGAUUUUCAUGCUGUAAGAUAAUGAGACUGUGUCCCUCUUUCCACCUCUUUCUUGAUAUGUAACACAAAGCUAAACAACCCCGUAAAAUGAGAAGAAAUGGAAUAUA